Messenger RNA from Botrytis porri, 618 nucleotides. RefSeq lists its product as uncharacterized. Lineage: Eukaryota; Fungi; Ascomycota; Leotiomycetes; Helotiales; Sclerotiniaceae. The transcript is spliced from 3 exons. The coding region runs from base 1 to 618 and encodes 205 amino acids. The record is from RefSeq and is a predicted model, not a curated record.
AUGGCCUCCCUCGCCUCCCACGAAAUCCUUCCUUUCCACCACCCACCACCCACACGCCAAUCACAACUCCGCCAUCUCACCACCCCGCUCUUCUUCUUCCUCCAUCUCCACACCUCCAAACCUCUCGCAACCCUCGCCCUCAUCUACGCCCUCUCCAUUUCCGGCCCCUCAGCUCCGCAGUUCGACAUCCUCACUCUGCAUGAAACAUCUCGCGGGUGUUUCAUCUUGGGAAUGCUUUUCCUCUGGACACUCUUUUUUUUCCAACAUCUGCAGGUGAAGCAUUUUCUCUCGCGUAAUACAGAGAGUAAUUGUAGAUAUGGGGAAUUGCGAAAUGUUCAAUUUCUAAUCUGCAUCUUCCUCACGAUCCUCGCAUUUCUCCUCCUCCGUCGCAGCACCUCUCUCUCCACAACCCAAAUCGCAGAAUUAACACCAAAAGCCCUCUCCAUGAUUCCCGUCGCAUUAACAUUCCUCAUCGUCAUUUCGGAGAAACUUAUGGUGUGUAUUGUGAGUGCUGUGGUUUAUGGAGUACCGGUUUUGAGACGCGGGAUGGAGGGGGUGUUCAGGGGAGUGUUGGGGGCGUGGGCGGAGGUCACGAGACGCUUGGGGUAUAUACCGUGA